UUGACUGAGAUACACUCGAAAACUCCAAGCACAGGAAGAAAAAUUGGCUAAACUGCUGAAAAUAGGUGGAAAGCGUGUGAAAAUUGUGUAGAAAAAUGUCCGUGUGCAGUGCCGCCACCUGGGUGAAAUUCUUCGGGGCCGCAGGCAUCCCAUCCAAUGUAUCGGCCUCCUAUGCCCACGCCUUCGUGGAGAAUCGAAUGCAGAUGAAUAUGCUAAUGGAUCUCAACAAGGAGUACCUGCGCGAGAUGGGCAUCACUCCCAUGGGCGACAUCAUAGCCAUCCUGAGGCACGCGAAGCUCGUGCAUGACCAGAACACACGGGAGAAGGUGCUGGCGAUGGAUAAGGUGCCGGUGGCGGCGGUUUCGGGAAAUCCCAUUGGUUCCAAAAUUGUCAAAUUGCCACCAAAACAAGCAUCUUCCGACAUCACGGGCAACGCCGAAGUCCCUCUUCCUAGUAAACCUCGCCGCGUGCUGCCGGAGCACGAGGGCAAGUACAAAGUCACCCUGCCGUCGGGAACGACGCCGCGUAGCAAGGAGAUCCUGUCCAAGCGGACGCAGAUGUUCCCGGAAAAGAAAGCGGCGGAGAGAAUGGAGAUGGAUUCAGACGAUGAGAUGCCACAGAUGAACAAGCGUGACAUCACAUUCAAGGUGGUGGGCCUGGACAAGCCCACGGGCUCCAUAUUCUCGCGACUGGGCGACAAGAGUCGAACGGAUGGGCGAGUGAUUGAGAGCACACCGUCGCACGCGGGCAUUCUCAAGAACAGUCCCACGAAGAAGAUGGGCAUCGUGAAGAAGGCGUCAGCUCAUCGCGUGAUCUCCGUGAAGCGCGUCCCCGCCAAGGCCACGACAAUGGUGGCCGACGAGGUGGAGCAGCAGCAGAAGAUGGAACUCUGUGAGCCUCAGAAGAGUGUCUCGUUCUCUUCCGAAGACGAAGUGGUGGAAUUUGCCUCCCGGCGGGCUUCGUUGAAGCCCAAGAGCCGCUCCACGGCCACCAAUGUGCGUUCGCGACUGGGCAUGAAGAGUGGCAAGACGACCACAAUUGCCGUACUGCACAAAACGCGCAAGACCAUCAAGAUGAAGCCGGGCAUCAUCAAGAGCAAGCUUCGGUCGGACGAUAUUGUGAAUCUGAAGACUCUGCCAGUGCACAGUCGGCUGGACCUGAAGAAGCGCGGCGGAACGCUGACUGCCAAUGCUCUCGCGGCCAGGAUCGGCGAGGUGACACUCAACACGAGUCCCGUGAGGCGGAAGGAGAUGAAGCAGGGCGGCAGCAGUGUCUUCAACAGACUCGGAUUCUCAGGCAAUCACUGAACCUGCGAAGGAGCGCUUCUUCUGAUCCUCAUGGACGAACGAGUGAGGGGAAUAGAGACGAUGUUUGUGUAUCAGCUGAGUGUUCUGAUUAAAUCCCUGUGCGGAACAACACAGAAAUCCUUCGCUCACGUUU
Phlebotomus argentipes is the source of this 1440-nucleotide messenger RNA. RefSeq lists its product as uncharacterized. The transcript is spliced from 2 exons. Gene Ontology annotation, molecular function: protein binding. The record is from RefSeq and is a predicted model, not a curated record. Gene Ontology annotation, cellular component: nucleus. Lineage: Eukaryota; Metazoa; Arthropoda; Insecta; Diptera; Psychodidae. Bases 96 to 1307 code for a protein of 403 amino acids.